Messenger RNA from Gryllus bimaculatus (two-spotted cricket), 1767 nucleotides. The record is from the annotation of a GenBank genome assembly. NCBI's taxonomy places the organism in Eukaryota, Metazoa, Arthropoda, Insecta, Orthoptera, Gryllidae.
AUACCAACUGCAUAACUGAAUCAUACCUAGAGAGCCAAUUGCAUGUUUAUCGCAGUUUAUCGAUAGCAGAUAGGAUAAGUUGUACAUUAAGUUGUGCGUUGCGAAAGGUAUUGCCACCUUUCAGGUACUGUCACUAUUGGUGCCCCCACUUUUUAAGGAAAAGAAUCAGAAUGGGAUUAUUCGGAAAGACGCAAGAAAAAAAUCCAAAAGAUAUGGUGAACGAAUGGACCCACAAAAUUCGCAAGGAAGGCUAUCAACUCGAUCGACAAAUUCGAGCCAUACAGAGAGAAGAAGAGAAGGUGAAGAGAUCUUUAAAGGAAGCCGCAAAGAAGGGCGAUAAAGAUGUUUGUACAAUAUUGGCCAAGGAAGUUAUUAGAGCCAGAAAGGCAAUUACCAAAAUACAUACAUCAAAAGCACAUUUGAAUUCCAUUCAGCUUCAAAUGAAGAAUCAACUUGCUACCCUAAGAGUGUCUGGAUCAUUACAAAAGUCAACAGAAGUGAUGCAGGCAUUUCAGUCUUUGGUUCGUGUCCCAGAAGUGGCUGCCACAAUGAGAGAUCUGUCUCGAGAAAUGAUGCGAGCUGGCAUAGUGGAGGAGAUGCUGGAGGAGACAUUUGAGGGGCUGGAGGAUCAGGAGGAGUUGGAGGAGGAGGCGCAGGAGGAAGUGGACAAGGUUCUUUGGGAACUGACAGCAGGGCAGCUUGGACAAGCUCCUGCUGCUGUCACCGACUCACUACCACCUACUACUGUGCCUGCAUCCGCCGAACCUUCAGCCAGCAUGGACGACGUGGAGGAUGAGGAUGAGUUGGAGGAAAUGCAGAGUCGAUUGCAGGCACUGCGCAGCUAGCCCUACAACAGCCUCAUUGCCCCUCCUUCUUCCUCCUUUUUUGUGUCCCUUGUCUCUCACCCAUGCAAAUUUGAAUUACUCUGGAAUUGUUACUUUUGUUGUUAGAGAUGGGAUUGUUGGCCACUUUUUCAAUUAGUUCCUUGAAGCUAUUUGUAAAAUAUAUACAUAAGAGUAAAUAAUGUGAUGUGAGAACAACUGAAUAGGUACAGCUCUAUAACUCGAUAAUUAUUCUGAAGUGACAGAAAAACUUAAAGCAUAUGUGAAUACGAUAAAUCUGAAUGGUUAGUCUAUUUCUGAAAUUUGAAUUUUCUAAUUUAAUGAGAGUUAAUAAGAAGUGUUGAUUAACAUCAGGACAUGUUUUCGCACUGAAAUUAUUUUGACUUCACUUGUCCACAAGAUAUCUUCAUAUAUUUUUGUAAACUUUGGAUAAUAAUGAUAUAUCAGUGAAUGAUAUAAUUAACAUCUUACAUUUCAAUUUCAUGGACAAAAUAAAGCCAGGUGUUCUAAUUAACAAGUAUACUAAUGGGAAAAGUGUGCCAAUAAUUACCUUCAACAAGUUACUGCUUGCAACCAUUACAGAUUAUUUUGUGAGCACUCAUUGGACACUUGCCUUUAUGAGCUUCAGUAUUAAUUUGACUCUUCUCAUUGCUUGCAUCUUCAUUUAACUGUUAACAUAUUUUCAGAAACUCCACUUCAACUGCAUCAUUGUAGAACUUAUAAUACAACAAGCUUUGCAUUAUUAUGAGAAAUACAAUCAAAGGAAAUUAAAAUUGUACAGAAGUAUAUCAAAAGUUGUACAAAAUUUUUAAAAUAUUUAUUUGCUAAACUUGAUAUGCUUUUGUUGUAUAUGAUCUAAAGAUGUAUUUUGUACAUAGACUGCAUACUGUAAUAUAAAGACUAUUAAACACUAAAGUGUUAUUAA